AAUUGGCUGGUACCAGACGCUGCAGUCUGAAGCCUGUGGGAAGCAGGGAGCGGGGCUUUGUCAGGGCACUCCGUGCCCAACAAGGACACAAACCUCUCCCUACGCCUACCUCACUGACUAGACCCCUUUCCGCCAGGGUUUCCUGGGCCCAGGAGUGCCUAGGAGUUCGCUGGGCAGACAGCCAGGUGGCUGGCUGCGCGCUCUCUCCUCUUGUCCAGGUCUCAUCUCCCAGGGCCGGCCCUCCACUAGCCAUCCUCCCCCUCAUCCCUACCCGGACCACAGGACGUACCAGCUGCGCCGAGCUCGUGAUGCCUCAGAUUGUUGAACCAGCCGUCAUAGCGCUGCACUUCCCAGGACAGUGCAGGUGAGUCCUGGCCGCCUGUGAGGCAGAGUGGUUCCUCAGCGCUAGCCUUCCUGCGACCACUGGAGGACCCAGCGGCCUCUGUCCCUGCUUCUCCCGCUCCCUGAGUGCCCCCAACCCUACCCAAGAGGCGACACUGCACGGCGUUGAAGCUGCGCCAGGAAGUUUGCCAUCCUGCUGACCUGCGCUGCGAUUUGACCGAUCUGGCAGAGGUACUCCACCCACAAGAGGUACUGGGCGACUUCGCUAAGCUAGGGGCACUGGAUACUUACCCGCUGGAUCCAGGGAUGCAGUCAGUAGAGCUCCCAGGAGCACCACCGCCUUUGGCCUUGCGCAGAGCAUGCUGACCCUGCUGCCUGGGAAGUGGGAGGUGAUAUGUGAGGGACAAGGAGUUAGUGUCCCUCAUGUCUACAGCCCACACAGGGUGAGGAGGUGCCAGCUGUUUUCACUUCUGGAGCAAAGCUUUAAGGAGCAUCACCAAGGACCCACAUCCCACCUUGCUCUUGUCGGGACAUCUAGUAGGCACUGAUCUAGUGCCCACUUUCUAGUGGGGGCCCACCAUCUAGUCCCCACUUUCCACCUGGUGGAAGAACUAACCCCAACCAAAGGAACACACCGGGCACUAGUCCUCUGGGGUUUAUCAGUCCCAGGCAGAACUUCACCUCCAGCCUUCCAGGGCUCCCCCCUACUCCCCAGCCCAGCGCCCAGCUUCAAAUCCUCAUCCCCAACCGCUCAGUAACUGCUGGGAAUCCCUGACCUGCAGCCGUUGAUACUCUGCAGUGAGUGCCUGUGCAAGGACAGGAGGGAUAGGAAGAUCAUGCCCUAAAACCCGGUCCAACUUCUGGUUUAGGGCCCCCAUUUGGGGCAGAAGUCUUUUCCCUUGGAAUCUUUGCUUCUCUGCUCUCCUCCCUGUCUCCACCUUCCCAACACAGCACUCCUCCCCUCCAGCUCUGAAGAUCCCAGCCUCCCCGAUGGCACUCUCACCCUCUUCUCUGGAUCCUCGAAGGCCAGCUGCCCUGGUGUCCACUCAGGUCAGACUAGAGCCAAGAGUGUGCAUCUGGGCGGGAGGCUGGCCCUCUUGCUGUGGAGUCAGGGCUCUUCUCAUUUGCAUAGCAACCUCCGCCCCUUAUUUGCAAGUUCUCUUCCCAAUCACACCAAGCUGCCAAGCCCUGACAUCCGCCCAGCAAGCUGCUCAGGCUGCUAUAAAAGGGGUCCAGAUCCCACACCACUUCCAAACACAGAGCAAAUCCGCAGAGCCUUGAACGUAACUGGUUACAACCAGUGAGAAAUAAUUCCUCUCUCCCACCUACCCAACCCUGCCCCAGCCAAUCCAGAGCACUUGAAGGCAACCGGCCGGCCACUGCACUUCCUUAGGGAAAAGUCAGGAGCUCAGGCUUGACCAUCUCAUUGAGUCCCGUCCAAGAACGCAGGGGACCGGAUAAAGAUAAGUGGGACCCAGGCUCGGCUGCCAGGUACCUGCUAUUCCCACUCCAGCAGACCCAGCUUGGCCGGGUUGCAGCAUGACUCUGUGGAAUGGUGAGCUGCCUUUCUACCCCCAGCCCCGGCAUGCCCCUGGCAUCAGCGUCCCACUGCUCAUCGUCAUUCUGGUGUUCUUGGCCUUGGCUGCCAGCUUCCUGCUCAUCUUGCCUGGGAUUCGUGGCCACUCGCGCUGGUUCUGGCUGGUGAGAGUUCUUCUCAGUCUCUUCAUAGGCGCAGAAAUUGUGGCCGUGCACUUCAGCGCACAGUGGUCAGUGGGUGGGGUGAACACCAACACAUCCUACAAGGCCUUCAGCGCAGCACGAGUCAGAGCCCACGUUGGUCUGCACGUCGGCCUGGAGGGAAUUAAUAUUACACUCACAGGGACCCCAGUGCAGCAGCUGAACGAGACCAUAGACUACAACGAGCGCUUCAACUGGCGUCUGGGCGAGAACUAUGCCGAGGAGUACUCGGAGGCGCUUGAGAAGGGGCUGCCAGAUCCAGUUCUCUACUUGGCCGAGAAGUUCACCCCGAGCAGCCCCUGCGGGCUCUACCGCCAGUACCGCCUGGCGGGGCACUAUGCCUCGGCCACGCUGUGGGUGGCUUUCUGCUUCUGGCUCCUCUCCAACGGGCUGCUCUCCAUGCCGGUUCCGCUCUACGGGGGCCUGGCGCUCCUGACCACCGGUGCCUUCACGCUCUUCUCUAUCUUCGCCUUCGCCUCCAUCUCCAGCGUGCAGCUCUGCCCGCUCCGUCUCGGCUCCGCCACUCUCACCACUCACUAUGGCGCCGCCUUUUGGGUCACCCUGGCCACCGGCAUCCUGUGCCUCCUGCUGGGAGUGGCGGUGGUGAGUCUCCACUACUCUUGGCCCAGCGCGCUUCGCACCUUCUUGGACCAAAGCGGCAAGGACUAUGGUAGCCAGGCGAAAGGGAGCUCGCCUCUCAUCCUGAACAACCCACUGCAUAAGCAGUUUGGAGCCCUGGACUUAACGACCAAUACUAACCUCUGAGGGGGACUCAACCUCAGACUGCUACCCCACCUCGGUCCCCUGCAAGCCAGGUAGCAAUGCCGGCUGGGGCUGGGCCGGGAUAGUCCAAAGAAAGUCACUGCGAGGGAAGGGGUGGGGGUGGGGGGGCCACUGGGGAAAAGCAGGCGGCCUCAGACGGGCUGCAACUCCUGCACCCAGGGAAAAGUCUCCCAGAGUGACCUGUAAAUAAAUAUUUUUCCUUUUUUUUUUUUUUUUAAAUUGUUUCCAUUACAUUUCAUGGCUUUCCCAGACUUAGGGAAUAUGAGUCUUCAGCGGACUUCCUGGACUGGAAGCAGCCAAGUCCAUUCUCUCUGCCUUGCCACAAGGCUCUGGGAGAGAGGCGCCCUCUAGUGAGCCCAAAGGGGAACUCACCAAAACCAGUAUCUUCCUGAACUGCCCCAGGUGGAUGGUCGGUAGCAGUGACCAGCCAGGUCACUAUCCCAUUGGCCCAGUGGGUUUCCCCUUCACUGGCCCAGGUGAGUGGACCUGGAGGGAAUGGCAUUUUUGAUGUAAUUUACUAACUCCAGUUUAUUCACUAAGAGGUGGUAUCUGAGGGCUAACUAAAGUAGAUGUCGGCAAGGCAUAAAAAUAAAUCCUGGGAUUAUUUUUUAGGUCCUUGGCAAGACCUACAAUCUUAUUUGGCAGAUUUGAGAAGUGAAGCUUAAAGAUAAUGUAGCACAUGUGGUUGAUAUCCUGGGACAAGAAGUUUGGUUUCUUCUCUGGCCCAGGACUUUCAUUGUACCAAGAGAUCACACAAGUUGGGGAAGUAAAAGAAGAACAAAAGGGACCCAGAAAAAGGGAAACAAGAGGGAUAAGAGGGACCAUACAGGUAUCACACUAUAACCUCCCCAACACACACACACACACACACACACACACACACACACACACACACACAUUAUGU
Felis catus (domestic cat) is the source of this 3766-nucleotide messenger RNA. It is a transcript of the gene DUOXA2, whose product is annotated as dual oxidase maturation factor 2. The transcript is spliced from 6 exons. The record is from RefSeq and is a predicted model, not a curated record. Gene Ontology annotation, cellular component: endoplasmic reticulum membrane. NCBI's taxonomy places the organism in Eukaryota, Metazoa, Chordata, Mammalia, Carnivora, Felidae. Bases 1882 to 2844 code for a protein of 320 amino acids. Gene Ontology annotation, biological process: protein transport.